AUGAUCUUGUUUUCUGGGGAGGAGUCAAAGCCGAGACUCAGUCCUGAAGCAGCGAGCAACGAGAUGCUGCGGUGUGCUGUGCUCCCCCUGCUGGUGGCUCUGCUCCACUGCAGGUCGGUUCAGUCUGAGCCGCUGCUGUUUGUGUCUGAGGAUGGACGCCAGGACAACAAGCCGUGGCUGAACCCGUCACUGUCUGAGGUGGUCCCAUCUCGUGUGUCCUCGGGCUCGCCGCGUCAGCUUGACCUGCCUGACUCCGCCCUCUUUUCUGCACCUGACUCCAUCCUUUUCCCCGAGGUUCCAAUGUUCCCCGAAUACGUGAACCUGAAGUGGGUCCGCUUUAACGGCUCUCUGCCCAAUGGUGCUGUUGGCAUCUUUAACGGUUACGCCGAACGCACCGACUACGUGUGCAAAGUCAACUGUGAGUCGGGCUUCUACUCAGAGGGCCAGGGGAGCGUGUGCCACUACCCGUACGCCGACAAAGAGUACACCUCCUCCAAGUUUGACGUCUUGGUGAACGUCGACCAUUUUGAGUUCCUGAUGUGGACGGAGGAUUCGUACGGGUCGGUGCCACAGUACUCCGUCCGCACGUGCCAAAAUGUCGACAUAUUUGUGGGUAAAAACAAAUAUGGUUUGGGCAAAGUGGUGAGUCAGCACGAGGCAUUCUUCCUGCCAUGGGAGGGGGAGGAAUACUGGUACAAGUCUUACCAGGUCCUGUCCAUCAACCACGGCGCGUACACCCAGCACGUCUCACACGUCCAGUACGACAUCGACCACAUGAAGCUCUUCCACCAUCCACCAGAGGCGCUGCAGCUCGCCAAAGUCACUAACCUGGAGUGUAACAGCGUGCAGAAGACGGUGACGCUGGAGAAGUCCACGACGCUGGAGAAACGCUGGGACAUCGGCCGAGAAACCAGGAACGGGACCGUCAGCUCCAUGAAGGCCCAGGUGCCCAUCCUCGGUCCAGGGAACGUGGAUUUCACGAAGGAGCAGACGGUGAGGUUCUCUGAGGGCACGACGAUGAGUGAGACCAUCAGCCACACGGUGCAAGUGCAGAUCCUGGUGCCUCCAAACCACUCGUGCUCUGUGAGGAUGGAGGGGCGGCGUAUGACAGCGGACAUCCCCUUUAAGGCACGUCUGAGUCGAACCAAUCGUGAUGGAGAGACACGCUGGACCUCUGUCAUCGGGACCUACGAUGGCGUGAACGUGGGCGAGAUCAACGCCGUGGUCGAGAGGUGCCAACCGCUGCCUGAUGCCCCGCCCUGUGCCCCCGAGUAUUGAGACAUCCCUGAAGCUCCUCCCUCUGUCCUUGAAGCUCCUCCCUCUGUCCUUGAAGCUCCACCCUGCGUCACACAAAGCUCCACCCAAGUACAGAGGAUGCCCCCGCAGGACGCCUAGGUGACUGCAGUGUAACUUUAAAAU
Periophthalmus magnuspinnatus is the source of this 1419-nucleotide messenger RNA. RefSeq names its product natterin-3-like. The transcript is spliced from 5 exons. The coding region runs from base 1 to 1278 and encodes 425 amino acids. Lineage: Eukaryota; Metazoa; Chordata; Actinopteri; Gobiiformes; Gobiidae. The record is from RefSeq and is a predicted model, not a curated record.